UGCAGGGGCAGCACUUCGACCUGCUGAUGCCUGGCGCCCACGUGCUGCUCAACGUGCCCAUGAAUGCGCGCCCGAUGCAGGAGCUGUUGCGCGUGGACGCCGACGCACAGAAGGUGGGUGGCGCCUGCGCGGAGACGUACUUCAUGAACAUCAACAUUACUGGCAAGUGGGUCGAGGCCAAGGUCCACAAGCUCGGACGUGGCAGUGGACUUAUGUUCAACGCAGGCGUGGGGGAGCCCCACACGGGCACGAAGUGGAUGACUUUCGGGAAGAUCAUGUUGAAGGUGGUCCAUGGCCGCACCAGUGAGGGAACGGCAUACCUGAAUUUUUUCGCACGCAACUUGAAGAUGGCCGGCUUCCUCGUGGGAGGGCUCCUCGGAGAGGACCAGACGACCACACGGAGGCGGCCUCGCCGACCAGGGCGUGCGUGCAGACCGUCGAGGUCUGAGCUGAUGGCUUGCAGGCGGUGCUUGUCCGCGGCAAGCUGCAUGUCUACGCCCCAGACAUUUGGCGCCUUUUUUUUGUUUCGGUGGCGCGCCGAGUGCUAGCGAGCAUUGCCCCUCCAGACUUAUAGACCUGCCAGGGCUGCUCAAAGCCUCGACUGGAGUUUACAUUCCACAGUCGUGGUGCUGUUUUUUCAGCCCUCCUGGAAGGUUUGGGAUGCAGGGAGGGUCGUGUUUUUUCAUGUUCAAUUGGUUCUGGGUCGAGGAGGACUGGGGUCUGGGCUCUCUUAGGAGACGAAUCCAGUGCUAGCCGGCGUGCUGCGGCUUGCGCGCGCGACCGCCGGUCCUUUUUGAUCGCUUGGUCGUACUUGAUCGAGCUAAUUACCUUUUUGAGCCGCGCGCCACGCUUGCGUUGUGCGCGCUGGAAAACGCUUCACGGAAAUGGAGCAUGCCCAACUGUGCUUCUGCUCCCUUGCUUGGCUUGUGGCGCUGCCUCCGCCUAU
This is a messenger RNA of Prorocentrum cordatum, 946 nucleotides long. The record is from the annotation of a GenBank genome assembly. NCBI's taxonomy places the organism in Eukaryota, Dinophyceae, Prorocentrales, Prorocentraceae.